Apis dorsata (giant honeybee) is the source of this 2246-nucleotide messenger RNA. RefSeq lists its product as uncharacterized. The record is from RefSeq and is a predicted model, not a curated record. The transcript has 10 exons. The coding region runs from base 161 to 2218 and encodes 685 amino acids. Lineage: Eukaryota; Metazoa; Arthropoda; Insecta; Hymenoptera; Apidae.
GGGCAUCGAUUGGACCGAAUGUCAAUGUCAGGUGUGGUUAAUUUUAUUGGACACAGGGCGUUUCCUAUUCGCGCGUUCUCCCAUCGAUGGACGCGUGCCCCAUGGAGCGAAACCUUUUCUCCCAGGUGCUAUAUAAAGGCCAGGGGACGAAGUGGACACCAUGAGACCGACCCAAGGUACCUUGGCGAGUACUGUACGCUCAGAUAGCGCGCAAGGAGCCACAGUUUGUCCACAAGAUGAAAUUUCUCAUCAUUCUCUCCGCCCUGGUAGCAGCGGCGUCUGCCAGGCCAGGCUUGCUAGUAGCGCCACAGGUGGCAGCACUUGCGACACCAUCACCAAACUGGUACCUGGCGCGCCCAUAGGACUCGACGGCCGAGUCGUGGACACCCCGGAAGUAGCCCUGGCAAAGGCGGAACACGCGGCAGCCCACAUCAACGAAAGAAUCAAUCUCGCGCAAGAGUCGCUCAAAUCGGCUGAUGCGAUCGCCAUCACAGGUCCCCUUGUCGCCAGCAGCGUGGAACCCAUCGCAGUUGCGGCCAAAAUCGUGCCUGCGGCCCCUCUGGGCCCCGACGGCCGUGUCGUGGACACACCUGAAGUGGCUCUGGCCAAGGCGGAGCACGCUGCCGCUCACAUAAAUCAGAAGAUCGAGCAAGCUGUCGAGCAAAGACAAUCCUCCUCUCUGGAGAUUCCUCUUGUCCUGUCCACGUAUUCAGGACCCGUGAUUCAGAAGGUUUUACUUAACGGGCUUAUCGUUUUCAUCGCAACGGUGGCCAGCUGCAGAGCCGGUUUCCUCGGCUCGCCCUCGUUCGGCGAGCCCCAGGUGCACCCCCAACCGGCGCCCCAGAGGUUCGCACCCCCGGCACCGGUUGGCCAAGACGGAAACGUGAUCGAUACCCCGGAAGUCGCCCAAGCGAAGGCUGCCCACUUCGCGGAAUUCGCUAGGGCCGCGGCCAGAGCCGCCGAGGAGAGCAAGAAUCAGCCCCAAUCGGUCGAGUACAACCCCCAGUCCCAAGCCUACAACUUCCCCUCUUCCCAACCCUCCACCUACGUCAGACAGCAAGCCUAUCAGCCGCCCGCGCCGAUCUACCAAUCUGCUCCAGCGCCAAUGUACAAUCAACCGAAUACGGUAUCAGCCGGUUAUCAGCCGCAGUAUACGGGAAAUACGAACUUUGUCGGGCAGCAAAGUUUCGCUGCCAACGUGAAAUCCACCCCUUUCGUGCCUGCGCCCCUCGCGGAGGAUGGGACUGUAAUCGAUACGCCGGAAGUGGCAGCUCUUAAGGCCGCCAGGUUGGCGGAAUUGGCCGAGGCCGAGGCGAGGGCGUAUAAGUUUGCACAGGAAUACAAACCGGAAGUCCAAGGCCAAGCUUAUGCUAGUCCACCAGCCGCCCCAGUCCAAUACAAUUCUCCCGCGACUAGAGUAUUUCCUGGCGCAGCGCCCUCGUAUCCCGCGGCGCAACCAGCGUUUGGCAAACCUGCUUUCCAACCUCAAAAUUAUCAAUCGCAGCAAUUACUAGAUCGACAGAUCGAACCAGCCACACUCGUAACCGAGACGUCCGUUUCGUGGUGUCCUAACAGCAUGAUCUUGCUCAUAGUCCUGGCCACGUCACUGGUGGCGUCGACGAUCGCCGAAUCCUACGAGGACAGAGAAUACAUUCAGUACAGAGGUCCUCCAGCGCCAUUGACCAGCGAUGGGAUGGUCAUGGACACGCCGGAAGUGGCCCAUGCGAGGGCUGCCCACCUAGCGUUGCACGCUGAAANNNUGGCCAGACUGAGGAAGGCUCAGAACGAUUACGAGAUGUACGAAAAUAACGAAAUGUCGUACAUGCCGCAAGUGAUGGACCCUGUCGAGACCGUGAUGCAGAAGAGGCAGAGGCAGAGGGAAUACAUGCCUUUGGAAAGCGAUGGAAAUGCUAUGGAGAAUCCCGAGAUGACAGAUGCGAAGAGUUCUCGUUUGACAACGCGUGCACGAGCAGCCUCGAAGGCGUCGGAAUUUUACGAGUUUGACAUCUUCGAUGGACGAAAAAAUUUGGUUUACCUGGCACCCGUUCGAGUUACCUACAAACACGCGCCAACAAUGGGUUACAGAGGACCACUAGCGCCACUCGGCCCAGAUGGCCGCGUGGUGGAUACACCGGAAGUGAUGAGGGCGCGCGAGGCGCAUAUGAAGGCACACGCUCGCGCUGUAGCACUCUCCACUCAGAACGAUCUUUACUAUUAAAACGAGAUAGGAUUUCUUUUCUUGAUUC